Messenger RNA from Lachancea dasiensis, 3432 nucleotides. The record is from the annotation of a GenBank genome assembly. Lineage: Eukaryota; Fungi; Ascomycota; Saccharomycetes; Saccharomycetales; Saccharomycetaceae.
AUGAUCAAGAUUAGAGCGUUAACUAAGAAGCUGUCCAACGGGCUGGAUGGUUCACAGUCCCAGAAGAAGCGGUCUGUGUCAGACUACGAUAGGAAGCACUCGUCCUCCAAACUCACCCGUUCGAGCAUGCGCCGAAGAGCCAUUUCGUCGACUCGCGAAAUAAAUACCGAACUCCCACCUCUGCCAAACCAGGAAUUCACAAUCUCUGCCAAUACAGAUUCUCCCAAGGACGGCCCAUUUGCUGCCAAAACACAGGGAUGUUUCUACAUAUACGACUCCAGCAUAUUUCGGGAACCUAAGGAAGGUGAGAGUGCGAUAGAUCCGGAAUUUCACAUUUUUCAGAAGCCAAACGGCGUAAACCCUAAAUCUGCAAGAGAAGUUAUUCAUGCACUGGUAGAACAAUUCAAAAGUACGCUUCUGCGGGACCCCAAAGGUGAUGGCGAAAAGAACAUCACCAACAUCAAAUCUGCCAUGGAGAUUUUCAAACCCAACUUGUCGCACUAUGUGCCACAAGAAAUCAAGGAAACCACGCAAGUGUUGGAGUCGCUGUUCCCGCGCGACGGAUGCUCAUUAGUAGGCGAUGCGCUGGCUGCAGAGAUUGAAAAUAACCUAGCACACUCUAAGAGUAAAAUCAUCCUGUCUCUGCGCAUAAUAUGGUCAAAAUUGCCCCGAGGCAUCAUACCAUGGGAGUCUUACCUAAAAUUUUGCACCGUGGAGUCGAAGCAGAACUACUCCAAAAUGUGCUUUAUGAAUUUCAUGCCUCAAGCUCUACCUGAUUCAGACUACCUUUGCUGCGCGUUCGACUUCAUGAAGCUCCUUGUAGCUAUCAUCUCAAAAGUUGAUCUUGUUGUUGACAAAGUGGCUCAAAUAGACCUGAUCUUCACGGCUGCCCAAGUGUGCUUCCGUAAGACACCUGAGCUUAUGAACUAUAUCGACUACAAAUCUGAAUACAAUGGCGACAGCAUUGCGUUAGCCAAGCUAUAUCGGGCUCGAGGUGAUGCACUUUACAGACUAUUCAUCUCCUAUCUAAAUUCGUUGGCGGAGGAAGGUGAGAUCAAAGAUUUUUACUUGAUAGACAAUUUCCGAAUCCACGAAUACCCUCCAAAGCCGUACAAGCCCAUGACGCAACGAGCAUUAACAUUAUCAAUUCCUCAACUUUGGAAUCCCGAUAUAAAUAACUUUAACGAAUUGAUAAGGGUGGCGGCCAAGGCACAAUCACGAUCCUAUUCUUCAGACCAGACCUUUUCCAAACUUGAAAACUCAUUUCUGGAUAAAUUUGAGGAAAAUCCUUACAAAAUUGUCAGUACGUUGUUUUCAAGAUCUUCGAAGCGUUAUUUGGACAAGUUUGAUCCGGCGUUCGAUGCCGAGUAUUUUAAAAAAUUCACGAAAAAAGGCGGAUUCAAUUCCACAUUGGGUCCUGCAGACCAACAACCUGUCGCAACUUGGAUUAAUUCUUGCAAAGAGCGCGGAUUUAAUGAUUUUCUUUCAGUCCUUGAUGACAAUAACCACGGAGAGGGUACAUUGGCAUUAGGAUUUAGCUUUCCAAAUUCAACUCAUGACGAAAUCAAUCUGCCACCAUUGCGUGUCUCUAAAGUCGACAUUUCUGAGUAUUUCAUCUCUUCCUGGAAAUACGAGACCUUUCUCGGCAAGGUGCAUAACACUCUGGUAAUUAAAAUGACGAAAAGAGUUGGCGACUGCGAAUGGCUCGUAAUAUCAAUGGAUGAAAGAACUGAUAAGACUGGAUACUCUCCACCAAACAAAGUGGAUCAACCUGCCUGCAUGGAUACCCCCCCUCUGCCCUCAAAGAACGUGAGUCAAUUUCACACAGCGUCACCUAGUAUGUCGUCGGUGAAAUCCAGGCCACCACCACCCAGCCUAUUUGGGGAGCCCUCCUCUUCCCCGCUGCUUGAUCCUGCGAGUGGCGUAUUUUCUGAUCAAUCAAGUGCCGUUGUGAGUUCCAGAUCAUCAUCGGAUACAAAUUCUUUUUAUGUCCACGGAAGACCUCAUUCAACCGCGGUUUCCCCCGACGUUAAGAAGGACGCCGACAAACAUGUAUGGAAUAUCUCACUACAAGACCGAUCCCGUAGACAGUCUAAAGCUGCGAACUCCCCUCACACGGGAAUACUAACCAGUACUUCACCUCUUGCGACUCAUGAGUCGAAAGAUGAGGGUGUCAACCUCGAGUCACUAACGAUAACGGAGGAUGUAGCUGAGGAAGGUUUAGAUCCAAAUAUGGCUGAAGCUAAAGAUGCGGGCUCUGGCAGUGAAGGAAAUCCCAUGCCGAACGAAGGAAAUGAGACCGAUAACGCUGGCGUUACCACACUAGAAAGAUUGGCUGACACGUUCAAAAUUGAUAGGCAGAGAGGGUGCUCAGGGGACCACGAUGAAUCAGGCGAACACUCUGGGUCUCAAACCGCGGCCGAAACCGACACUUUGGGAACAUCCGACGAGACCAAUAUAUCGAACGAAAAGGAGAAUGCUUCCAAAACAAGCGUAGUCGAGGCCAGCCGCUCCACAUCGCUUCGGCUGCCUAAGUUCGUUGCUCAACAGGAAGGGGAAGCAGUAUCGACGCCAAUCAACCAAUGCUCACCGGCAGGGGUACCCCUUAUGCUAGCCAAAAUACAAAAUCCAUCAGUUGCCUCUCUCGGAGAUACCACUGCCGUGGGACAGAACGCAGACACCACAGUAGAUACCGUUGACACGACUCGUGUCAGUGACGAAGACGCUCAGGACAAGGUUAUAGGGUCAGAUAUCCCUCACGACUCCAAAGUCCUGGAAGCGCUAUAUCAACGUAAAGCGGACCAAGACGAGCUCACUGAGGAUCUGCUGAAUGAUUUUCUGGAGCAUUACCAGACUCUAAGCAGAGAGCCACUGGAUUCUUCCGAUGACGGACCCACCGUUUUUGAGCAAGUAAAAGGUUACUUUGAAAGCGGGAAAGGUACAUCGCCACCGCAGCCUCUUGGUGAACAGGAAGCUGGAAACAAAAGUGAAGCAACACAGGCCAACGAUAAAUCUGUCUCCGACUUGAGCAAAAUCGGAUCGAUCACAUCCAAGAAUGGCACUUGGUUCAGUUGUAAUGUGACGCCUCCCAAUCGAGUAUCUGAGAAAGUUAAAAAGCCCAUGAGCUUGAAAUCGACAACCCCGAUCAAACCAGCCUCAGACUACUCGGGCUACAACAGUUUCAAAAGCGGCAGUGUAGCUGAUUACGAGACCAGGUACGAAGAUGACGACGACGAUGACGAUUUAGACGACGAAUUGUACCGCAGCGCCACCAGCAAUACUAGUGAUAUGCCCGAACAGGAUGGGGUUUGGCUGGAGGCAACCACCAGUAAUCCCUCUUCGCCUAGCGAAUCUACGCCAACCCAGAUGAUGUUCCGGAACGUGAUGAUGAGAACCAAACGUAGCUUACGGAAUUUGAAGGCGGGUUACUGA